Ochotona curzoniae (black-lipped pika) is the source of this 3179-nucleotide messenger RNA. It is a transcript of the gene CDS1, whose product is annotated as CDP-diacylglycerol synthase 1. Gene Ontology annotation, molecular function: phosphatidate cytidylyltransferase activity. Bases 207 to 1592 code for a protein of 461 amino acids. The record is from RefSeq and is a predicted model, not a curated record. Gene Ontology annotation, cellular component: endoplasmic reticulum membrane. Lineage: Eukaryota; Metazoa; Chordata; Mammalia; Lagomorpha; Ochotonidae. The transcript is spliced from 13 exons.
ACCCGACCUCGCAGUGGAGGGGGCGGGGGCGCUGCUCCAUGCCAGGGAGGUGUUAGCGGCCGCGGAGCCGCUGGGGCGUCGAGGGCGAGGGUGCGGGGCGGCUGGCUGGCUUGCGGGGUUCUUCCCCUCCUCCCCUCGAAUCCCCGCGCGCAGCUCGGCUUUCGGGGCGUUUGGAAGAGGCCGCCGCGGCUGCGCGGGAGCGGGAGAUGUUGGAGCUGAGGCACCGCGGAGGCUGCCCCGGUCCCGGCGGGGCGGUGGCACCGCCACCCCGCGAGGGAGAGGCGGCCGGCGGCGACCACGAAACCGAGAGCACCAGCGACAAAGAAACAGAUAUCGAUGACAGAUAUGGAGAUUUGGAUUCCAGAGCAGAUUCUGAUAUUCCAGAUAUCCCGCCAUCCUCAGAUAGGACCCCCGAGAUUCUCAAGAGAGCUCUGUCUGGGUUAUCCUCAAGGUGGAAAAACUGGUGGAUCCGUGGGAUUCUGACUCUAACCAUGAUUUCGAUGUUUUUCCUAAUCAUCUACAUGGGAUCCUUUAUGCUGAUGCUUCUUGUCCUCGGCAUCCAGGUGAAAUGCUUCCAUGAAAUCAUCACCAUCGGGUACAGAGUCUAUCAUUCGUAUGAUCUCCCGUGGUUCAGGACACUAAGCUGGUACUUCCUAUUGUGUGUAAACUACUUUUUCUAUGGAGAGACUGUUGCAGAUUAUUUUGCUACGUUUGUCCAAAGAGAAGAACAGCUUCAGUUCCUCAUUCGCUACCACAGAUUUAUAUCAUUUGCCCUUUAUCUGGCAGGUUUCUGCAUGUUUGUGCUGAGCCUGGUGAAGAAGCAUUAUCGACUGCAGUUUUACAUGUUCGCAUGGACUCAUGUCACUUUACUGAUAACCGUUACUCAGUCACAUCUUGUCAUCCAGAAUCUGUUUGAAGGCAUGAUAUGGUUCCUUGUUCCAAUAUCGAGUGUUAUCUGCAAUGACAUAACUGCUUACCUUUUUGGAUUUUUUUUUGGAAGAACUCCAUUAAUAAAGUUAUCCCCUAAGAAGACUUGGGAAGGAUUCAUUGGAGGGUUUUUCUCCACAGUCGUGUUUGGAUUCAUUGCCGCCUAUGUGCUGUCCAAGUACCAGUACUUUGUCUGCCCGGUGGAGUACCGCAGCGACGUGAACUCCUUUGUCACGGAAUGUGAGCCUUCCGAGCUCUUCCAGCUUCGGAGUUAUUCCCUGCCCUCCUUCCUGAAGGCCGUGUGGAGGCAGGAAACAGUGAGCUUGUACCCCUUCCAGAUUCACAGCAUUGCUCUUUCAACUUUUGCAUCUUUAAUUGGCCCAUUUGGAGGGUUCUUUGCCAGUGGGUUCAAAAGAGCUUUCAAAAUCAAGGAUUUUGCAAACACCAUCCCUGGACACGGCGGGAUAAUGGACAGAUUUGACUGUCAGUAUUUGAUGGCGACGUUUGUGCAUGUGUACAUCACAAGCUUUAUAAGGGGCCCGAAUCCCAGCCGCGUGCUGCAACAGCUGUUGGUGCUUCAGCCGGAGCAGCAGCUACAUAUAUACAAAGCCCUCAAGACGCAUCUCAUCGAGAAAGGACUCCUGCAGCCCACCCUGAAGGUGUAACGGACCCACAGGGGGAAGGCCCAGCAAGACGGGGCUCUCCAGGCAAGCACAGGCCGAUGGACUUUUGUAAUUGUACAGAAAAAAAAAAAAAGCUUUAAAAUGCAAUAGAUUUGAAGUUUUACAGAUCUGAAUGUUUCUUCUUCUGAAAUUACUGUGAAUAUUUAACAAACACGUACUUGAUCUAAGUUAUGGAAUAAGUAGCAAAUUGCCAGCAAAAAUAUCCGGUACCUUUUCUAAGGCGCAUUUUCCAAUGUCCGUUUCCUUCCCCUCACUCGCUCUUGGUUUCAUCCGUUAAAAGCCUCGUGUUUUUAAAAAGUCAAACACUAUAAAGUAAGAACAUGGAGGAUAUCUCAAGAGUGCAUCUGGCACAGGGACCUUUGACACUAAUAUUUACUUUCACACUUGGAGCUGCUCUCCGCUUGAGCAAGAUGUUUUAUGUGAGGCCUGGCAGGAAGUUUGUUCUCCUGCACUUCCUCCUCCCGUGGCCUCAAGUAUCUUCAGAAGGGCCGCCUUGGACACCUGUUCCCCCCUUAAAAAAAAAGAUUGUCCACUUGCGAAAGAGGUGGUCAUUUGCCAGGAGAAAGCAUUGUGCUCUCAGGCCGGUUCAACAUUGACCAGAGGAAGGCUGAAAGGUCCGCGCUCACUGGCUGCUCUGGGAGCAUGCCUCCUCUGCUUCUGAUAGCAUUGUGGGGAAACACAGAAACUCACAGAAGGUUCUCAGGAGAAACAAAAGAGGACUUGACUGCAAAGAACACGAAGUGCAGAUCCCUCCCUUUGAUGGGAAGUGAGGACAGAGCCCCGGAAGCAGCAGGGACAUGCAGCAAUGGCUGCCGCCUGGUCAAGACUUUCUCUUGGUUUCUUUCUGCUUUCUCUACGCCCUGCAGCCAGGAGUCUGUGCUGAGAUUGACAGGGGCAGUGACUUGCAGCAGACUGCAGGGUGCUUGACUGAGUGAGGAAGACCUGUUCUUCGGAGGAGGGAGGCCCUGCCCAUCCAGGUCCUGGUGCCUGCGUUCUCCCUCCGGAAGCCCAGCAGGAAAGGAGGCAGAUGCCUGGCUGCUCAGGCACAGGGCCACUCCCUGGUCACAGCUAAGGCUUGUCCCGUUGCUCUUUCGCAUCAUGCCAUAAAAUUUGAAGACAGUGACUGAUUGCUUUUUCUUCUAAGAAUGAAAAAUGAAGCAGAAGUGGUCCCCGUCAUGAGCGAGAGCCCCCUCUGCGGCGGGCUGGGUGCUCUGAGCACGUGCAGGUGCAUUUGUAAUCAGUGGUCUUAGCUAAGCUAUCUACCGCUGCUGUGUAUUCUCUGCAAGAGCAUUUGAAACAUUGGAGGGGAGGCUCUAAGCCUUUGAAACUACCAGUGCUCCUGGCUAAAUAUCCAGAGAGGAGAAGCAAAUAUAUUUUAAAGAAUGUUUUGCUAACGAAAAGAGUAAAUAUUUUGGGUUAAAUAGAUACAAAUUUUCAUUUCUAGAUUUCCAUCCUACAACUAUAUCUAAAAUAAAAGAUUGCAGAUGUAGGUACACUCAGUACCAAGACCUCAUUCCUUGGUCUGGUCUGCAUUCAGCUGAUGUAUCUCCCCUGGAGGUGUUCUGCCAU